Molecule: messenger RNA, 975 nt
Organism: Cottoperca gobio
Lineage: Eukaryota; Metazoa; Chordata; Actinopteri; Perciformes; Bovichtidae
Gene: twist2
Product: twist2
Exons: 2
Coding region: 4-498 (164 amino acids)
Biological process (GO): developmental process; regulation of transcription by RNA polymerase II
Molecular function (GO): DNA-binding transcription factor activity, RNA polymerase II-specific; RNA polymerase II transcription regulatory region sequence-specific DNA binding; protein dimerization activity
Source: RefSeq, a predicted model, not a curated record
GAAAUGGAAGAGGGCUCCAGUUCUCCGGUCUCCCCUGUGGAUAGUCUGGUGACCAGCGAGGAGGAGCUGGACAUACAGGAGACAGUCUUCCCGGCAAAGAAGAGACACAGCAAAAAAAACAGCGAGGACAGCAGCGGCAGCAGCCCGGGGCCGGUGAAGAGGGUUAAAAAAGCGAGUCCGAGCAGCAACCAGUCGUACGAGGAGCUGCAGAACCAGCGUGUCCUGGCCAAUGUCCGCGAGAGGCAACGGACUCAGUCUCUGAACGAGGCCUUUACGUCUUUGCGCAAGAUCAUCCCCACGCUGCCCUCGGACAAACUGAGCAAGAUACAGACUCUGAAGCUCGCCUCCAGAUACAUUGAUUUUCUCUGUCAGGUGCUGCAGAGCGACGAGAUGGACAACAAGAUGUCCAGCUGCAGCUACGUCGCGCACGAAAGACUCAGUUACGCGUUCUCCGUGUGGAGGAUGGAGGGUGCUUGGUCUAUGUCUGCAUCCCACUAGCACCCAGGGACCUUCACUUACAAUGCCAAAGCGACUGUUUACUUCUACAAAGUAUGAAGACCAAAGGGAUUAUUGAAGAACCCAUGGACCUCAAAGGCACGGCGGAGAGACGUAAUGUGACCCACAACUACAAACUCUAAAGCAGUGUGUGUGCGUGUAUGUGUGUGUGUGUGUGUGUGUGUGUGUGGAUGCAGAUUCAUCACACUCCUCUGACUGUCUGGAGCUGGUUGUGGCAGAGAGGGGGGACAGAAAGACAGACCUGCAAUGUGUAUAGGCCAAAGAUGUUAUAGAGAAUAGCUUGGUCUGUAUUUCAACCCUUUAACCGUGUUUUAGAAGAAUAUAUAUUUUGUUUUUCAAAGACUUUAAAGUAUAAAAUAUAUAUAAAUGAAUGCAUAUUGUACAUACCUGUGUAAGUACACAUAUAGCCUGUAAAGGGACCAAUGCAAUUUAGAGUCUUUUGCUGCAUGGAUUUAUUUC